Molecule: messenger RNA, 6697 nt
Organism: Eublepharis macularius
Lineage: Eukaryota; Metazoa; Chordata; Lepidosauria; Squamata; Eublepharidae
Gene: ADAM23
Product: ADAM metallopeptidase domain 23
Biological process (GO): proteolysis
Cellular component (GO): presynaptic membrane
Molecular function (GO): metalloendopeptidase activity
Source: RefSeq, a predicted model, not a curated record
AUGAAGCCGCCCGGCAGCCCGCCGCCGCCGCCGCCCCUGCCCGCCUUCCUGGUCGGGGCGCUGCUGCUGGUCCGCCUGCAGGGCUGGGGGGCCGCCGGUGAGUCCCGCCCGGGUCGGGUCGGGUCGGCGGGGGGAGGUCCUUUGCGCCGCGCCCCCGCCGGGCGCUGGGCCGGCUGCUCCCGAGGCGCGCCCGGACCCCGGCCGGAGCCUUCGGCGCGCUCUUGGCGCAGCGGACCGGCGCCCGCCCUUGCCCGGCGCCCGCGGACGCGCUUCAGGCACGGCAGACGGGCGUCUCUCGGGGGCUCCCCGCCGAAGGCGCCGCUGCAGCAAAUGCCGCUGGCAGGCGCUCAAGGGGGCGGCGGCGUGCCGUGCCGCGAAGCCGGGUCCCGGGGGCAGUUGCGGCCGGGCCGGGCCGGAGCAGGAGAGCCGAAUCGGGUCCGGGAGCCCCUCGAGGCCGGCCAGAUUCCCAGGGGAGCCGCUUUGAAGCCCCGAGAGACUCUCCGAAGCGGAUCCCCUGGAAAUCUGCCCGGCCUCUCGAGGGGCUCCCGGACCCGAAGCCGGCUCGACAAUGUGAAGUGUUACGUUACAGAAUGUGAAGCGUUAUGUUACAGAAAUGGCCAGUUGCUUUGUAAAUUCAUGGCAAGUUUUCUGUCUUCUCUAGCUCUGCAUUGGAAUGAAACCGCAGGAAACCUAGAAACGAGGCUGGCGGAUGAAGACGCUGCAUCCCAUCCAUCUAACAGGAGUAGCAGUCAAAAUAGCAGUCACAGCAGUGCAUUCCAGAAAGAAAUCACUUUGCCUUCAAGACUUGUCUAUUAUCUGAACAGAGACUCUGAAAGCCCGUAUCAUAUUCUGGACACUCGGACAAGGUACCAGCAAAAACACAAUAAGGCUGUGCAUCUGGCUCAGGCAAGUUUCCAGAUUGAGGCCUUUGGCUCCACGUUUAUUCUUGACCUCUCAUUGAAUAAUGAUUUAUUAUCCUCUGAUUAUGUGGAGAUUUAUUAUGAAGAUGGAAAACCACAGUAUUCAAAGGGUGGAGAGCACUGUUACUACCAUGGGAAUAUCAGAGAUACCAAAAACUCCAAAGCUGCGCUUUCUACAUGUAAUGGACUCCAUGGCAUGUUUGAAGAUAGUACUUACAUAUACUUCAUAGAACCUAUGGAAUUGACUCACAGCACCAGAAGCAUGGGUAGGCCACAUGUCAUCCAGAGAACUAUAGCAACAAAUGCCUCCGAGCAGUUGGAAGACCUUGAUACUGACUCCACUUCUGAAUGGCCCUUCCUGUCUGAGUUACAGUGGCUAAGAAGGAGAAGAAGGGAUGUACCGCAUGGCAUAUUUGAAGAAAUGAAAUAUUUGGAACUCAUGAUUGUAAAUGAUCACAAAAUGUUCAAAAAACAUCGAUCAUCCCAUGCUUACAUUAACAACUUUGCCAAGUCUGUGGUAAAUCUUGUAGAUGCUAUUUACAAGGAGCAACUGAACACUAGAGUGGUUUUGGUUGCUGUUGAAACUUGGUCAGACAGAGAUCGUAUCAGUGUGCACCCUGACCCAAGGCAGAUGCUUCAUGAUUUCUCCAAAUAUCGCCAGCAGUACAUCAAGCAGCCUGCUGAUGCAGUUCACCUUCUCUCGAAUGUGACAUUUCAUUACAAGCGGAGUAGCCUGAGUUAUUUUGGAGGAAUUUGUUCUGGGACACGAGGUGUUGGCGUAAAUGAGUAUGGUCUUCCCUGGGCAAUGGCACAGGAACUAUCCCAAAGUCUGGCUCAGAAUUUAGGAAUACAGUGGGAGCCGGGAGCCAGAAAACCAAAAUGUGACUGCACAGAAUCCUGGGGCGGAUGUAUCAUGGAGGAAACAGGUGUCUACCACCCCAGAAAAUUCUCCAAGUGCAGCAUUGCAGAAUACAGGGAAUUUUUAUCCAGAGGGGGAGGUUCCUGUCUUUUCAACAGGCCAACGAAGUUGUUCGAUACCACUGAGUGUGGGAAUGGGUACGUGGAACCGGGAGAAGACUGUGACUGUGGAUUCCAAACGGAUUGCCACGGAGAUUGCUGUAAGAAAUGCUCGCUUUCUAAUGGAGCCCAUUGCAGUGAUGGCCCAUGUUGUAACGAAACCUGCCUUUUUUUUCCACGAGGCUUUGAAUGUCGCAACGCAGUGAAUGAGUGUGACAUUAGAGAGAUCUGCACUGGAGACUCUGGCCAGUGCCCACCAAAUCUUCAUAAGCAAGAUGGAUUUGCUUGUGAUUCAAAUCAGGGACGAUGCUACAGCGGGGAGUGCAAAUCAAGAGAUAAUCAAUGCAAAUACAUUUGGGGAACAAAGGCUUCAGGGUCUCAUAAACACUGUUAUGAGAAGCUUAAUACAGAAGGUACAAUAAAAGGAAACUGUGGAAAGGAUGGAGAUAAAUGGAUUCCAUGCAACAAACAUGAUGUGUUCUGCGGGUUAUUGCUUUGUGCAAAUCUUGAUGGAGUUCCACGAAUUGGUCACCUUCAGGGAGAAAUUACACCAACUUCUUUUUUCCAUCAAGGUGUAGUAGUAAACUGCAGCGGUUCUCAUGUACUUCUAGAUGAUGAUACAGAUUUAGGAUAUGUAGAAGAUGGUGUUCCAUGUGGUCCUUAUAUGAUGUGCAUGGACAGAAAGUGCCUGUCCAUUCAGUCUCUGAACAUAAGCAGUUGCCCUCUUGGUUCUGAUGGAAAAGUGUGUUCAGGGCACGGGAUAUGCAGUAACGAAGCUACAUGCAUUUGUAAUAAUACCUGGGCGGGCACGGAUUGCAGCAUGCGGGAUCGUAGAAAAGAAGAAGACUCAGAAAAACCAAAUGGACCAAAGGAAAUGUCAAAAAGAGAAGAUACGAUCCAAGUCAACAGGGUAUCUAAGGAACUUGCUGACAGCUUUCUGUGCAUUCCUGGAUUUUGGUUCUGGAAGCAUUUGUAGUAACUGUAUAGGAAAUUACAUCACUGCAAAAGAGAAGUAAGAGAAAAACCACACACUGAGAUAAUUGUAAAAGGGCUGAAGGAAAACUGUCCUUCUGGAGUUUUGUGUUCAGGUCUGGACUUCCCUCCAAUUCUCUCUUUGGUUCUAAGGUGUUAAAGAGAGAUGAAAGACAAAUGUUACAAAAUGAACUAUUUUGAUCUAUUUUUUUUAAACAAAGAAUGGAGCAAACCAACCAAGUGCAAUAAGAGAAACUGUUUGAAAAUAUUCAAAUAGCUGAAGAGCUUCUUAACUGGUAACUUGAGUUCGCAUGAUAUUUUUCACAUUAAUGACAGACUCUAGUGGCAUGAUAAGCUAAUUUGUGAAAUGGUAAACUGCAUGGCAUAUAUACAGCAAACAAGCUAGCAAGCUGGCCCCAAGCAAAAUCUGCAUACAAGACGACAGAAAAAAGAAAGCCUAGGACAGCUGGUUCUGGGUUCUUGCAAAAACCGCCUUCUACCAGUGUGAGACGCGCUGCUCUCUGAGCUCUGACAGCUGUAUUCUUCAUGAAUCUUGUUUUAUUUGGGGGCAAACCUCUUUGAGGUGUGGCAGAUCAUGCCAUGGCAAUGUAUAAUUUUAAAUACUAAAAAUAAGAGAUGUUUGUCCUAUCAUUCUCAGAUAUAUAGAUUUUCUUAAAGGUUUUGUUCUCUAUGAAAAAUCUCUUGUUUGGGUUUAUAAAGCACUUUUUAAAAAAAACAACUUCCCUUUUAAUUCCUCAGCCCCCGCAGGUUAUACAAGCAGGGGUUCUAGGCUUGCUCUUAAAAGGCAUAUGUUGCAUGCAGGUACAGGGAGUUCCAGAGAAGAGAGGCGUGCUUUUUAAAUUUGUAUGCUUGAAACCAAAAAAAACCCCAUCCCAAACCUAUUAAUGUGUGUAAAUGCAUCUGUAUGCAAUGAGUUUUCCUCUUUCCAAAUGCAUUAUUUGCUGUCAUGCAGAUAUGUUGUAUAUAUUGUAAGUUGACACCCUUUCAGAUUAAUCACAGAAGUGCCAAGCUUAUAACUUUUGAUUUUACCAUCUAUUUUCCUUUCACUAUCUCGCAUCAUAUGAAAGGAAAAGAAGCCUAAAUAAGCCUUAAAAUAUCCAUUUAACACUGAGAGCUUUUAAUAGGUUAAGGCUUUCCGGCGUGUUGUUUUAUAUUCCCCUUCAUCACUCCACCUUUUUCUGUUACAGGCGAACGUGUAAAAAUUACCCCAAUAGCCACCUCUCUCUUAGUUUGUGUAGUAUAUUUCAAAGCACAGCCUUGAAUGUUUCUUCCUUGACUACUUGUGAUGGUUACUGUCAGGGCCCAGUUCUGUUCCGAUAGCACGGCUUCAGACGUCAGUGGGCUUCAGCAUAAAAUUAAUGAUUCCUCCUCCUCAAACACUUUCUGCCCUAGUUAGGCACUCGCUGUCCAGUGUCCCUGGGAAGGACCACAGUGGUGCAGUCUGAGCGCCAGAGUGACUUGGCUUUUGAGUGAAGUGUGCCCGUGCCGGGGCAGUCUUGUCGGUGCUGUGCACUGCUGAUGGCCAAGGACUCUGUGGGAUCACCCACAGUAAGGGCUGGCCAGCACUGAGCUUUCCUGCUAUCUCCCCCCCCACAGCACCCCCGAGGCCUUCCAAGCUGAGGUUGGAAGUUGUGGUCCCUGUGCAGACAAAACGGCACAUAACUCAAGGAGCUGCAUUGAGGAGGGCAAGCCAGGUGAAAUCACCCCACCUUGCUGUCACAAAAGGAUGCUGUAAACGACAAAAAGCAUCGACAGUUCUCCCUCCUCACUGCAGUGUCCCAGCCCACAGGGCUCUUGCUGACUUCUAGUAUCGUUCAACUUUUUGGAAAGGGAUGGAAAGACCUGCAGGUGCCCUUGCCUUCGGGCUUCGUUGUAUCCAGCACAGUCACCCUGCAUCUCGGAAGCCAUGGCGUUACAAAAAAAGUUAUCUAUUGUACUUCCUUCCUUCUGUUGUACUUGGCUAGCACGAAGUUCAAUCACAGCUGAAGCUCCAUAGUUGCAGCCCUGGGCUCGUUCAUGUCAAAAAACUAUUUCUUGGUUACAAUUGGGGUUUUAUUUGUACUCCAAAGAGCCAUGCAGUUCAGAGCUUUUGGUUUCUAGGAUAAAUCAGCAAAUCCUGUUGAUGUUAUUUUUAGUAUGUAUAAUAGUUUAUUGUUUUAGGAUAAUUUUUCUACUGCAUAAUUCAGAACUAUCCUUAAUAUUACCAACCACGACCAUUUAAAAGGUAUCUGUUGAUUAUGUUUUAAGGCUUAACUGUAGAAGUUAAAGAUAAUACAAUAUCUAUCAGUUCUUCUUUUCUCAUUCUGUUGGUUUAUUAUAUUCCCAGUGUUCAUUAUCAUAUUAGUCUUUUCCAUGGCAGUUGUCCUAUAGUGUUGUGAGCAAGAUGCAGGUAUUUAGCUGAUGAGCGUCUUUCACAAUCGCCAUACAUUAUUGUGAGCACAUUAUGAUGAAAAGAUGAAAUGGAAGUCCGGCUGCAUUUACUAGAAUAUAUGUAGACCAUAGAUAUUAAGCUGUCACAACAAAUGCUAAAUUUGUAUGAGCAGCUGUCCAUUUUGGUCCUGGGAGCAAAACUGGAUCAGAGCUACAUAUUUUGAUGUACUUCUUUUUAGGUUCCAUUAUUUACAAUAUGAUACAGACAAGUAAAACUAUUUUGCUUAAUGCCCCUUUGAACUUGAGUGCAUUUGGUAUAAUAAUCUCAAAAUAGGUGCUAAGGUCUCCUUUUUGGUUCUGUUCUGGGAGCAAUGUGGUAACCACAGUCAACAAUGCCAUUCAAUAUGGUUACAAAAAUCAGUUUGUACUUUAAAAAUUGAAUUACUUCACAAAAACAUUGUAAAUGUGCGAUGUGAUGUUUUUAAUCAGACCACACUGGUCCCCGAUUAUGUACAUAUGGUAAGUGUUGGUGUAACUUUUUGUUACACUAGCAGUUUCAUAAGAAAUAUAGUUUCUUGUCUGAAUUUCUCCUCUGCUCUUCUGUUGUGUAUGUGUGUGUGUUUAAAAUACACAAACUUAAUGUAUAGAAUGUAAAUGAUCACGCAACCACAUAACUCACAGAAGUGGAUUAUAAUUUUUCUGUGGUACUAAGGUUACAUAAACAAACCUGUUGAGGGUAGAUAUUUAUUUUACAGGCCUUCAUUUACCACACUUUGUAGAGUACAUAUGCUACUUAUAUUACCCUUUUUACCAUAACAGUUGUCAUUUGUUGUGUCUGAUGGAAUAAAUGUUAAGUUUUCAUUUCACCAUUGAUACUUUUGCUCCAUUAAAAAGGAUUUAUCUAGACAGGAAAAUGUAUGGAAAUUUUAUAUAGCUUAUGUUGAUAUGCUGCAUGAUCCCACUGAAUUGAGUAAAUUCCCCACUAAGGGGAAACCUCCACUACGCAAAUUUAGAAAAAUAUAUAUUCUAGGUGCAUGUUGAAAAAUAAAUUUACAUAGAACUGGAGUUUUACAAAGUUUUCUUUACUAUGCAAUGAUGAGUAUUGCACAAAAGUUAAAAUUCAAAGACAAAUGUCUGAGGAACUUUACAAAAUAAUACUUGAAUUUACUUUUGAUCUAAAAAGCUGUCAAUCAUUUUAUAUUCAUUAUUGCUUCCACUAUUAAUCUUCCUUUUAAAUUGUUUGUAAUUAUUUUUUAAGUGCGCAGUAUGACAUAAAACAAGUUUUUGUUUGAAUUUAAUACUCAUCCAUAUCUUGUUGGCUGCUGAUGAAUGGAGACUCAAUUGCCAUUGUUCUGCAUCUUAGUAAAUGAGUAUUAAAGACUUCAUGAACAUGGAAA